Messenger RNA from Elaeis guineensis (African oil palm), 1576 nucleotides. Its product is annotated as glucan endo-1,3-beta-glucosidase 14. The record is from RefSeq and is a predicted model, not a curated record. Gene Ontology annotation, molecular function: hydrolase activity, hydrolyzing O-glycosyl compounds. NCBI's taxonomy places the organism in Eukaryota, Viridiplantae, Streptophyta, Magnoliopsida, Arecales, Arecaceae. Gene Ontology annotation, biological process: carbohydrate metabolic process.
UCUCUCCAUAUAUAAAACUGGCGGCCAGAAGCAGGAGGCCGAGGCGAGAGAGGUUGUGAGAGAGUAGAAUAAUGGAGCUUCUCUCUCGCUUCUGCUUCGCUGCGCUUUGGUUGCUACUUCUCUCAGGUCAAGUUCUCCAAACUCUCUGCGUCAGGGUCGGAAUCAACUAUGGGCAAAUAGCCAACAAUCUGCCUUCUCCCAUGGUGGUUGCUGGCCUCCUCCAGUCAAUCGGUAUCAGCAAGGUGAAGCUUUAUGAUGCUGACUCCAAGGUUUUGAGUGCCUUCGCCAAUUCCAACAUUGAGUUUAUAAUUGGAAUUGGCAAUGAGAAUAUACUGAACAUGAGAGACUCUACAAAAGCUCAGGCCUGGCUCAGGCAGAACGUCCAGCCUUACCUCCCACAAACUAAAAUCACCUGUAUCACUGUUGGAAAUGAGGUUUUCUCAAGCAACGACACCGCAUUGAUGUCAAACCUCCUCCCAGCAAUGCAGUCCAUACAUGAAGCUCUUGUUACCCUUGGAUUGGACAAGCAAGUGAUUGUUUCCACUGCACAUUCCGCAGCUAUAUUGGGAAAUUCCUACCCUCCUUCCACUGGCUCAUUCCGUGAAGAUCUCGCUCAGUACAUUCAACCACUCCUAAACUUCCAUUCUCAGAUAAAGUCUCCCUUCCUCUUAAAUGCAUAUCCUUUCUUUGCCUACAAAGCAAACCCAGAUAGUAUCUCAUUGGAGUAUGUCCUGUUCCAGCCUAAUUCAGGAGUCACUGAUCCAAAUACAAACUUGAAGUAUGAUAAUAUGCUCUAUGCACAGAUUGAUUCAGUUUAUUCUGCAAUGAAAGCAAUGGGGCACACAGAUAUUGAUAUCACAGUAUCUGAGACUGGGUGGCCAUCAAAAGGAGAUUCUGAUGAGCCAGGAGCAACGAUACAGAACGCUGCAACAUACAAUGGUAAUCUGUUCCAAAGGACUGCAACGAAUCAAGGCACGCCACUGAAGCCUUCUCUGCCUAUUGAUGCCUAUGUUUUUGCCCUAUUUAAUGAGAACCUGAAGCCAGGUCCCACAUCUGAGAGGAACUAUGGGCUUUUCUAUCCUGAUGGUACUCCUGUUUACAAUAUUGGUUUGCAACGAUACCUUAUAUCGUCAUCGUGGUCGUCGUCGUCGUCAUCAUCAUCAUCAUUUUCCAAGAUAAUGGUGGCAUAUGAGUUGGGCAUUCUUAUCAUAGUCAUAGCAGUUUUCAUAUAAGCAGAUUGACAUCCCGAUGAAUAAUGGAUGGCAUCACAGGUUUUUUGGUUAUUUGGUGAUUGAUAUUUUCCAGUGGAGUGGGACCAGAAUCAAGCUUCAUCUCCAGUUUCAGCAUCAAUGCCUUCGGAAAGCAUGGCGCGUUAAUCUUAAUGUCGCUCAACUGUUUUGAUUUUUCAGUGAUGCAGGCUCAAAACUUUGGGAUGAUGCUGAGGAAUAGUCACUCUAAGUCAAUUCAUUACAGAUUGGAAUCAUUAAAAAGUACAUGUAUUAGGAACUCUGUUUCACGUUGUCAUCACAUUUUUUUUAAGAUAUUGACAAAUUUUAAAGCUCAGGAGAUUAAACAA